Leptopilina boulardi is the source of this 4831-nucleotide messenger RNA. Its product is annotated as matrix metalloproteinase-14-like. The record is from RefSeq and is a predicted model, not a curated record. Bases 1215 to 3008 code for a protein of 597 amino acids. NCBI's taxonomy places the organism in Eukaryota, Metazoa, Arthropoda, Insecta, Hymenoptera, Figitidae. Gene Ontology annotation, biological process: proteolysis; extracellular matrix organization; collagen catabolic process. The transcript is spliced from 10 exons. Gene Ontology annotation, cellular component: extracellular matrix. Gene Ontology annotation, molecular function: metalloendopeptidase activity; zinc ion binding.
UCCUUUCGACUUCUUCUUUAUAUUUAUAUAUGUUGAUAUACCGAGUAUGAAUAUAUAUAUAUAAAUGAGAAGCAAAAAAGAGGUAGUUUGAUGAUCAAGUUGAAAUAGUCCUCUGCGUACGGUAUAGUAUAGGUGGUGGGAGGCCUCGAUAAAAGUCAGAGUCAGACUGAUUGUGAGUCAGAGUUGCGGUGGACUCCGGGUCAGUACAAAGAGGCGCGUUUUACCUUUUCCCGAAGUCGCACGCGUUCGAUCACGUUUUUCUCUUUCUUCCUUCCUUCCUUAUACACACACACACCGCAUAUCUUCCUUUAUAUAGAAACUACCCUUUAAUUUCAACGAAAGCAAAAAAAAAAAAAAAAGAAUCAUUAUCUCCUUCAUUAACAAGCAGUGCUGUGCCGGCAAAUUUCGUGCCUCUUUUACAAUUUUCCACUAUUUAACACACAAGUUUAGUUUCGUGUCUUUGGAAUGAAAACUAGGAAUCGAUAGUGCCGUGGCAACGAUGUUAGUCUGACUUGGUAAAACGGAAGUGCAACAAGGAAGGGUCGAGCUUUCAAAAAAAAAAAAAAAAAAAAAAAAAUACACCCAGAACGUGUAAAACGAAAGGCGAAUAUAUAUAAAUAAGAAAAGGAAGAAUAGCGAGAAGACAUAAAAGAACUCGACGAAGAAAAGGAGAUAAAGAUAUUGAAGAAAGGGUCAAAAUAGAAACAAAAAAAAAAGUUUAAAAAAAAAAUAUUUUCUAAAUACUUUUUAAAUACCUUUUAAAUACUUCUUUAAUAAAACAAAAAAAAACGAAAGGCAAUUAAGAAGAACAACAAAUAGAAAAAAAAGAAGGCAUUCAAGUGCAAUAUUGUUUCGGAAAAUAGAAAAAGAGAUACCGGAAGUUGAAGAUACAGAACUUUUUCGUUAAUUGAGAAUUUUUUUUUUUUUUGUGAGUGCAAGUGUAAAUAUAACACAAUUGAACUGUGGUUAGAUGCAUGACCGGAAGUUCUUAUAGUGAGAUUCAGGUCGAGAUUAUAAUUAUAUUCAAAUUCGUUUCUCAAAUUUGAUCCAAUUUUGGAUUUUUAAUUUUUUUUUUUUUUUGCUUUUUUGAAUAAAAACAUAAUUUUUAAAAAAUAUAUGUUUUACUGUCUUUUCCCUUUUAUUUCGUGUGAUUCUUGAGGGGGGCAAAAAAAAAGAAGAAGAAAAAGUUGAAAGUAUAAAAGAAAAGACACACAAUGUCGAGAAGAGAGUUGACUUUAACGACAACUGCCGGAAGUCUUUUGCUUCUCUUUGUUGUUCUUUGCGCAAAAGCUGACAAUUAUCAUUCUGAUGUUUCCCAAACGAGAGCAAUGAGAUAUUUGUCACAAUUCGGAUAUUUACCGCCAGUCAAUCCAACUAGUGGUGGAAUAAUUUCUGAAUAUACGAUGUCAAAAGCAAUUUCUGAAUUUCAGUCAUUUGCUGGAUUAAAUAUCACAGGAUUAUUGGACGAUGAAACUGCUGAAACCAUGACCUUGCCAAGGUGUGGAGUUAAGGAUAAAGUUGGAGUAAGCUCAGAUGGUAGAUCUAAGAGAUAUGCUCUUCAAGGUUCUAGAUGGCGAGUUAAAAAACUGACUUACAAAAUAAGCAAGUACCCAAGACUUCUAGACAAAGGAGCAGUCGAUAAAGAAAUUGCAAAAGCUUUUUCAGUCUGGUCAAAUUACACAGAUUUAACGUUCACUCAGAAAAAAUUAGGCCAAGUACACAUUGAAAUAAGAUUUGAACGCGGAGAACAUGGAGAUGGAGAUCCUUUUGAUGGACCAGGUGGUACCUUGGCCCACGCCUAUUUCCCCGUUUAUGGAGGUGAUGCACAUUUUGAUGAGGCAGAACAUUGGUCCAUCAAUAGCUACCGUGGUACAAAUCUCUUUCAAGUUGCUGCACAUGAAUUUGGACAUUCACUUGGUUUGAGUCACAGUGAUAUCAAAUCUGCACUUAUGGCACCUUUUUAUCGAGGUUACGAUCCUAACUUUAUGCUAGACAGCGAUGACAUCCAAGGAAUUCAAGCUCUCUACGGUGCAAAAUCAGAUGAUGAAGGUAGCGAAACAAAUUACAAUCAUCGAACAACAUCAGCUCCUCCAGGUGAAGAGGAUCCUUUAUUGUGUUCUGAUCCCAAAGUCGAUACUAUGUUCAAUUCGGCUGAAGGUCAUACGUACGCCUUUAAAGGUCAAUACUACUGGAUGUUAACGGCCGAAGGUAUUGCUAGCGGCUACCCCAAACUCAUUAGUUCUUCGUGGAAAGGUUUACCAGGGAAUAUUGACGCUGCUUUUACGUACAAAAAUGGCAAGACAUACUUCUUUAAGGGAUCAAAGUAUUGGAGGUAUAUUGGGAAAAAAAUGGAUGGCGAUUAUCCUAAGGAUAUUAGUGAAGGAUUUACGGGAAUUCCUGACAAUAUUGAUGCGGCAACAGUUUGGACUGGAAAUGGAAAAAUUUAUUUCUAUAAGGGUACAAAAUUCUGGAGAUUCGAUCCAGCUCAACGACCACCUGUCAAGAGUACAUAUCCAAAAUUGAUCUCAAAUUGGGAGGGUGUACCUGAUAAUAUGGACACAGCUCUAACAUAUCAUGGAUAUACGUAUUUCUUUAAGGGAAACACUUAUUAUCGAUUUAAUGACAGAACCUUUUCUGUGGAUAAUGCUGAUCCUGCUUUUCCAAGAGCGACUGCAUAUUGGUGGUUUGGAUGUAGGGGAGCAAGCAAAGGAACGAUAGGUAAUAUUCAGUGGCAAAAUAAAGAUGAUUUGCCCUUUUUUCAUGGCAAUUUAGAAAAAUCACCAGUGAAUUUACUGAACAGCGACGCUUUUGGUUUACGAGAUGAUGUUGAUGACACCAUUUUAGACGCAGGGGACAGUGAUGAGCAACAUGUCACUAAUUCAAAUCAACAUUCAUCUGAUUCUGCGGCAGAAAGUAUAUUCAUCACACGUGAAAGCAGAUGGCAUCUUAUUAUUAUCAUCAGUAUAAUGACAUUUUUUGUCAAUUUUCGACAUAUUGUUUUCACGUAGUAAUUAGAGAGACGCAAAAAAAAGAGAAUUUUUUUUUUUUUAGGAGUAACAAAUUUUUUUGUGAUAAAAAAAAAAUGAUGAAUAUAAUAUAAGAAAUACGAUUAUGGACGAAUGAAAAGUAAAAAAAGAAAAGCUCUCAAUAAUAAUAAUAAUUAUUAUUAUUAUUGAUUGAUGUUAUUUUGAUGAUGUCAAUUUUGAAAAGCUGCAAAAUACGUUCGCAUCAUCAUUAUCAUCGUCAUUAUUUUCUCAUCAUCGAUUUUGAAAAUUUUCUAUAUUUAAUUAUAUAGGUACACUGCCCUCGAUUAUUUCAAAACGGUGAUCAAAGUGCACUUUAUACAAAAAAAAAAAAAAUGAAAAAAAAACAGAAAGACUGUUUCUCCAAUUGUGCACAAUUAUUAUCUUAGAUUUUACAAUUUAGCCGAAUAAUAAUUAGUCUCGGAAAGUCUUGACAGUAUUUGCAAUUCGAAUUUUUGCUUGUGAAAAUAAUUUUUUUUUUUUUAUUUUGCAUGAAAAUUCAGUUUAAUUUUGACUUUUUAAAAUUCACUAUUUUCGUUUAAUUAAAAUUGUUAUAUUACUUUUAAUUAUAAAAUUAUUCUUUAAUUUUGAGCAAUUUUUAAUUAAUUAUUUAUUUUUGAUUAAAAUUAAUUUUGUGUAAUUUAUUUUAAUUAUUUUUUAAAUAAUUUUUUUUUUUAUUAGUUUCGUUUAUUUUUGUCCUCCAUUGAAAUUUAAAUACAAAAUUUCAAAUAAAUUAAUUAAAAUCAAUAUUGAUAUAAGAAACUGAAUUUUAGUGGAAAAUUUUGUUAAUUAAUUUAAAUUUUGUUUUUUAUUUUCAAUUUUCGAAAUAGCUAAGGCAGCUUCGAAGACUGUCUAAAAUUAAUUGCGUAUUAUAUACAAUAGGAUGAACCUAAUAAUUUGUCGCUGUCUCUAUAAUUAAGGUUUUCGAUAAAUGCGCCCUGAUGUUGAAAAAAAAAAAAAAAAAUUUCGCAUAAAUUGUGAUUUUCCGAGUUUUAACGAAAUGUGAUCAUCGAUCUACGAAAGCGCAAUCAUUAGAGAUUAAGUCAUCUUUGAAUAAAUAUACAUUAUAUAAUAAUUAAAAAAAAAAAAAAAAAAUAGAGCAUUGUUGCAAUUUUUUUUUUAAAUGUAUAUAAUACAUUACAAGGUGAAUUUUGGUUGUUCUAACCAAAAUUACAAAAAGUAUUCAUUUGCUUUUCAAUAAUAUUUAGAUAACUUAAAUUUAAUUGACAAGUCUGAUGUGUACGUAUUUUUUUUUGUUAAAAAUAAUAUUUUCAUUAAUUACUGCUCUUUGAUAGUAUUCCAAAAGUAUUAUAUAUGAAAGCAAAUUUUGAAUAUUCGUAAAAAAAAAUGAUUCUAUAUAUAUUAAUUAUAUAGGUUAAUGUAAAAUUUUUAACAAAUUUCUUUUUUUUUCUGCAUGAGCCAUAACUGCCGCUCGAAGUAGAAUUUUAUUCUAUGAAUAUUGCAAUUAAAUUUAUAGAAUUCGGAAAUAAUCAUACUGUGCAACAAAAAGAAAAAACAUUAAAUAUACUUUUGAUCGAAUUUGGCUAUUUUAUGAAAAUGAGAAAAUUAUCAAAAUUAAUAAUUUUAUAACUUGAAUGAUUUUUAUCCAAUCGUGAUAGUUUACGACUGAUUUUAAAGAGAAAAUAAUUUACUUUCUUUCAAAUACACCAAUAAUUGGGGCUAUUUUAUCCGUCAAAGUUUGUUUCUUUAUAAAAUGGCCUUAAAAAAUUGUUAAAAUUAUUUUAUAUAAAAUCUUUACUGCAGUAAAAAAAAAUUUGGUAGAAAUUUUUUGACAAAUUUAAAAAUUA